Molecule: messenger RNA, 1065 nt
Organism: Xylaria bambusicola
Lineage: Eukaryota; Fungi; Ascomycota; Sordariomycetes; Xylariales; Xylariaceae
Exons: 7
Coding region: 1-1065 (354 amino acids)
Source: RefSeq, a predicted model, not a curated record
AUGACUACAACAACGUCUUACGACUACCCUCACCCAACACACAUUCAGGCGGCACAAGCCACGAAGUUUCUAACACUUACCGUGACACGCUCAGCGGGGGUUCAAAUAACCACCAUCGAGCUAGGCAACGGUAGCCAUGAAACAGCGCCACCCAUCACGCCCGAUGUCGUGGCUGAGCCCCCAACAGACACAGAUGCAGCGCCGUCUGCUCCUCCGCAGAGAGAUUCGGACGGUAGAGCAGCAUCCGACGGUGCAGUCAUAGUAGUUGUUGUAUUACUCUUUAUCCUGUUCUUUCUCUUCACAGCAUUCUGCGUGUGCAGAGCCAGGCGGAAAGGCGGGGGUAGUUACCUCGACUUGUGCAUUUGGCGCGGCCCCCCCGGUCCACGAGGACGGAGGGGAUAUACAGGCGACCCCGGAAUACCGGGAGAGCCUGGACCACCGGGUCCGCAGGGUGAUCAAGGGAUACCUGGGGUUACUGGGCCGAAAGGCGCAGAGGGGAAGAAAGGUGAGGCUGGACAAAGAGGGGAUACGGGGGCAACCGGCGCUCGAGGCGCCGCAGGUCCCAAAGGAGAUACCGGUCCAUGUGGACCUCAAGGUUGUGCUGGUCUGCCGGGACGGGAUGGACAAGCUGGUUGUGCAGGUCUGCCGGGUCCGUCCGGCCAGGCUGGUAGAGAUGGUCGCGAUGGCCGGGACGGUAAAGAUGGAAGAGAAGGAAAAGAAGGCAGAGAAGGUAAGAAAGGUAAUGACGGUGUGCAUGGCCGAGAUGGCGAAAAGGGCAAACGUGGAGAUACAGGAGAGAAGGGCGAGAAGGGUGAAAGGGGUGAAGCAGGUGAGAAGGGAGAAAAGGGAGAAAAGGGGGAGCAAGGUGAAAAAGGUGAUCGAGGCGAGUGUGGUAUCCGAGGGACAGACGGCAGUAUCGGACCGCCUGGACCACCGGGGCCAUCCGGGCAACGACGUGCUCAAGACGAGCGAGGACCGAGCCAUGACGGCAAAGCGACGGCGGAUCACGAAGAGACGAAGGUCCCUGUAGGCGAGGGAGCGAUCGAUCCGUCCAUCAGCAGGUGA